Messenger RNA from Paramecium octaurelia, 406 nucleotides. The record is from the annotation of a GenBank genome assembly. Lineage: Eukaryota; Ciliophora; Oligohymenophorea; Peniculida; Parameciidae.
GCCUUAUAAAAUGAAAAGUAUGAAUAUUGGUCCAAAAGUCUUGCUCUAAUAGAAUUAAGUUAGAUAACAAGAUGACGACGAAGAUGUCCCUGAAGAACCCUCUCCUAUUUUAAUUAAACAGAAAAUAAUCAAAGUCAUGAAAUACAAUUAACCUAGAUUUGAUGUCAAAGGCAGACAAAUUUUUAAAGGCACUGGUUAUGGAAUUGCCUUUGAUAAUUUUGUCACCGUUUGUGUAUUUAAUCCUGAUGAGGAAGUACUAUCAAUCAAGGACACAAUUUCUUAAUGUACAAAUACUCAAGAAUAGGAGAAAUUUCACAUCAAAUCUAGUAGCAAUAAAAAAAUAGAGGAUUACCAAAAAGAAAUAAUCCUUAAAUCAAUUCUUAAAUAGACUAAACCAUAUCAAUGA